This is a messenger RNA of Trypanosoma theileri, 384 nucleotides long. RefSeq lists its product as uncharacterized. The record is from RefSeq and is a predicted model, not a curated record. The coding region runs from base 1 to 384 and encodes 127 amino acids. The transcript has a single exon. NCBI's taxonomy places the organism in Eukaryota, Euglenozoa, Kinetoplastea, Trypanosomatida, Trypanosomatidae.
AUGUACGUCAACAAAUCAAAGUCUCAACAAACAUUCCCCCCGGGUGUCCCAGUGGCGUAUUACGAGACAUGUAAACACAUUGAACAACUCGCCGCUCUCGGCAUGCCGCAGGUGACGCCGUACACACCAGCGCCCAAACCACACAUCACAACAAUGCCGGUGCCGCCUAGUCUGCGCGAUUCGGACUAUCUAUCUAGUGUGGCGUCCCUGACGGCAACGGAUGUGAGUGUGUCUACGGGGAUGUUGUCAAGAACGGACACACCGCGAUUGGGGACGGGGCGGCGAAGACCGGAAGUGGAAAAGUUUGACUUGGAAGCUGCAUACGCCGCACUCCUGAAGCGAUUGGGAAAGCAGGUAGAAGAAGAAGAGGAAGAAAAAAAGUAA